AUGUCAGGAGAAAGUUUUCAAGAAAAAAUAUCAAAUUCAGAUAUUAAUUCAUCCGAACAACCAUUAAAUUCUUCAUUUGAAGAAGAAGAAAAAUCAAUUGGAGUUGAAAAAGCUGAAUUAUUAGCUGCAACUUGGGAUAACAAUAUCUAUUAUAAAUUAGUCCUUUUAUUUUCUUCCUUCAUCGUUGGUUAUGGGUAUGGUUUAGAUGGUCAAACCAGAUACGUUUAUACUGGUUAUGCCACUGAAAGUUAUGCUGAACAUUCUUUAUUAAGUACCGUUAAUGUUAUUACUGGGGUUGCUGCUGCUGCCUCUCAACCAGUUUAUGCUAGAUUAAGUGAUGUGUUUGGUAGAAUGGAAUUAUUCAUUGUUUCCGUUGUAUUUUAUGUUGUUGGUACCAUCAUUGAAAGUCAAGCUACUGAUGUACAAAAAUAUGCUGGAGGGGCCAUUUUAUAUCAAAUUGGUUAUUCGGGUGUUAUUUUAGUAUUAUUAUUAAUUCUUUCUGAUUUCUCUUCUUUAAGAUGGAGAUUAUUCUUUACUUUUGUCCCAACUUUCCCAUUCAUUAUUAAUACUUGGAUUUCAGGUAAUGUUACUGCUGCCAUUGGUAUGAAUUGGUCUUGGGGUGUUGGGAUGUGGGCAUUUAUUUUCCCAUUAUGUUGUUUACCAUUACUUGGAUGUAUGAUUCAUAUGAGAUAUUUAGCUGGUAAGACUCCAGAAUGGAAAGUUUUUAAACAACGUAAAACUAAAUAUCAAGAAUUUGGUCCAUUGGGAUUCUUUAAUUAUUUAUUCUGGAAAUUAGAUAUUAUCGGAUUAUUAUUAUUAACCGUUAGUCUUUCAUGUUUAUUAGUUCCAUUAACUUUAGCUGGUGGGGUUAAAGAUACUUGGGAAAAGGCUCAUAUCAUCGUUCCAAUUGUGUUCGGUGUUGUUUUAUUACCAGUAUUUGUGGUUUGGGAAACUUAUGGGGCUAGAUAUCCUUUAGCUCCUUGGAGAUUAUUAGCUGAUAGAGGUAUUUGGUCAGCAUUAAUUAUUUCUUUCUUAUUAGAUUUCAUUUCAUCGAUUGAAAGUUCUUAUCUUUAUACUGUUUUAAUGGUUGCUGUUAAUGAAUCUCAAUUAUCCGCCACUAGAAUCACUUCUAUUAGUUCAUUUGUAUCGGUUAUUGGUGGUGUAUUCUUUGGUCUUGCUAUUGUUAAAUUCAGAAGAUUAAAAGGAUUUAUUGUUCUUGGUUGUUCAUUAUGGUUAGUUGCAUUUGGUAUAAUGUAUUACUAUAGAGGUAAUUUAGAUGCUCAUGCGGGUAUUAUUGGUGGUUUAGUGGUUCUUGGGGUUGGUACUACUUUUUUCUCCUAUCCUAUUAAUGUUAGUGUUCAAAGUUGUGUAACUCAUGAACAUAUGGCUACUGUUUCAUCAUUAGUUUAUACUACUUAUAGAAUUGGUUAUGCAGUUGGAUCAUCAAUUGCUGGUGCCAUUUGGACUCAAAGUUUGUAUACAAGAUUAUUAAAGCAAUUAGGUGAUGUUGAAUUAGCUACUAGUGUUUAUACUCAACCAUAUAUUUUCAUUACAGAAUAUGCAUGGGGUACUCCAGUUAGAGCAGCCGUGGUUCAAGUUUAUCGUGAAAUGCAAAGAAUUUUAAUGAUUGCAUGUAUGUGUUUCACUAUUCCAAUGAUCAUUGCUGCUUUAUUCUUAAGAGAUCAUAAAUUAGGUAAACUGCAAUCCAAUGAUCUUGAAGAAUUAAAAGGUAAUGAAGCCAUUACUGAUUUCUUUAAAAUUAAGAGAAUAGAUAAUUCUAAUGAUGAUGAAAAGAAAGCUAUUGAAGCUUAA
Molecule: messenger RNA, 1812 nt
Organism: Scheffersomyces coipomensis
Lineage: Eukaryota; Fungi; Ascomycota; Pichiomycetes; Serinales; Debaryomycetaceae
Gene: SIT1
Product: siderophore transporter
Exons: 1
Coding region: 1-1812 (603 amino acids)
Biological process (GO): intracellular iron ion homeostasis; transmembrane transport
Cellular component (GO): endosome; vacuolar membrane; plasma membrane
Molecular function (GO): siderophore-iron transmembrane transporter activity
Source: RefSeq, a predicted model, not a curated record